Zygosaccharomyces rouxii is the source of this 393-nucleotide messenger RNA. It is a transcript of the gene RPC19, whose product is annotated as DNA-directed RNA polymerase core subunit RPC19. The record is from RefSeq and is a predicted model, not a curated record. Gene Ontology annotation, molecular function: DNA-directed RNA polymerase activity; DNA binding; protein dimerization activity. The transcript has a single exon. Bases 1 to 393 code for a protein of 130 amino acids. Gene Ontology annotation, cellular component: RNA polymerase III complex; RNA polymerase I complex. NCBI's taxonomy places the organism in Eukaryota, Fungi, Ascomycota, Saccharomycetes, Saccharomycetales, Saccharomycetaceae. Gene Ontology annotation, biological process: DNA-templated transcription.
AUGUCAGAAUCAGCUAAAGUAGAUCCUGUCAGCCAAGAUGUGGAUAUGACUAAGGAUGAACAACCUGUAGAAGAGUUCGAAGAUGAGCCGGACAGAGAAAAGAUCAAGAUUUUACCACAAGCUACAUCCGAAGAUGGUACAUGUGCAUCUUUCCAAAUUGCCGAAGAAGAUCAUACCCUGGGUAAUGCCCUUCGUUAUAUGAUAAUGAAGAACCCUGAUGUAGAAUUUUGUGGUUAUUCGAUCCCACAUCCAUCAGAAAACUUGCUAAAUAUCAGAGUUCAAACCUACGGAAACGUCACGGCGGUCGACGUACUACACAAGGGACUACAAGACCUGAUGGAUCUAUGCGACGCUGUAGAGGAUAAAUUUACACAGAAAAUCAGAGAACUAUAG